AUGGACAUGCGGCAGUUCAUUGGCAUGUUUGGCCUCACCAUCGGUCUCAUUCGUGCCGGGCUCUCACUGAACGUGAUUCGCUUUAAGCAGAAGUUCAAGCACUACAUCACCUUUAGUCUGAUGCCCAUGUCGAUGGAGAUGGUGGUGCACGGGGUGUGCUGCAAGUUUAUCUACCACUACCCCAACUACCGCUGGGCCUUUGCGGAGGGCUUUCUGCUGUCGUCGAUCGCGCCCAGCGUGGUGGUGCCGGUCAUCAUCUCCUUCCAGCGUCGCGGCUACGGCGUGCGGGAUGGGCCGUCGAUGAUGAUGCUGUGCUCCAUUGCGGUGGACACCGCUAUGUGUGUGUGGGGGGUCGAGUUUUUGCUCUCGUUCGAGUUUCGCAAGAUGAGCACCGUCCUUUUAAUUGUCCUCACACCGAUUCAAAUCCUUUUCGGCCUCAUUGGCGGUGUCAUCCUCGGUGUCCUCGUGUUCGUGGUGACAUUCUACAUUCUGUUUAUGGAAGGCGAGCGGCUGCCGUCGGUGCGGACCGACCGCGCGCUCACCCUGCGCCACUCCGUCCACGUGCGCUACAUCUCCAUCUUCUUCAUGGUCCUCGUUGCCUUCUCUGCGGUGGCGAUUGGCAAGCGCUUCUCGGUGCUGGGCGGGUCGGCCAUCGGCGUGGUGACGAUUGCGGGCACCUUCAACUACCUCUGCGUGCGCGGUGGCACGGCGGAUCAUCUACGGGUGAAGGCGGACAUGGCCCAGACGCUGACCACGGUGUGGGACUACCUGGCGAUGCCGUCCCUCUUCGGACUCUCCGGGGCUGCGGUGAACGUGCACGAGCUCUUUGCUCGCUCCUUCAUUGGGCAGGCGUUUGCGCUGGUGUUCAUUGGGAUUGGCACCCGCAGUGCCUUUUCGAUGCUGGCGCCGAUGAUCACCCGCCUGGGGCUGUCGUGGCGGGAGAUUGUGUUCUUCGGACUCGGCUGGAUCGGGAAGGGGUCCGUGCAAGGGUCGCUUGGGUCGCUGGCCCAGACGUACGCCGCGAUGGAGCUGGCCGCGGCCACGACGCCGGAAGAGGCGGCGCUGGCACGCGAACGUAUCGACUACGGUCGCAAAAUGAAGAACACCGCCGUCUUGGGCAUCCUCGUCGCCUGUCCGUUGUGCUCCAUCUUUUUGACUCGCUUCACCGACCGCUUGCUGAGACCCAAUACGUAG
Molecule: messenger RNA, 1194 nt
Organism: Leptomonas pyrrhocoris
Lineage: Eukaryota; Euglenozoa; Kinetoplastea; Trypanosomatida; Trypanosomatidae
Exons: 1
Coding region: 1-1194 (397 amino acids)
Source: RefSeq, a predicted model, not a curated record